UAUCUACUUGAAAUUCACCUUUUUUAAAUUCACUGAAUUUAAUUCAGUGUGCAAUUAUUUAACAAUCAAUUCAUUUUUUAAUGUAGAUUAACUAAUCAUCUACCUUUAAUUUUGUAUUUUAUUUAAACUUUUUGCUAAGAAAAAUUUUGUUUCUAUCAAUUUAAACCACUUUGAGUUGGUUUGCUUGUAUUCACUUUGUUCACUUCCAACCCGUGUCAGUACAAAUUUAUUGUUUGGAUCGAUGAUCUAAUGUUGACCUUCAUUUUUUACGACUGAUGUAUUCACCACCGCAAUUCUGUGUCUCUGUCGGAAAUUGAGGAGAAAUUGUGUUCCAAUUAAAAUGAUACGCAUUAGAAUUCAUUCAAAUAUUCUGUUGUCAGCAACGUGAUUGCCUCGUUUUUCAAUAUUACGGAAACAAUGAUCUGUGCUAACCUUGGAUUUGGUAAUCAUUACUAUCAACACUAGUUUUAAAUUCAUACAGAAAUUGGUAGACAUUCAGUCUGUUUUCCUGUUGAUCCUUUCUCACAGUUUGCUCAGUCUUAACCCUUAUUUACUGAAAUAACAUGCAAGUGGCAAUAGUUGGAGCUGGUAUUGCUGGUUUAGGUGCAGCUUUAACAUUGGUUAAAGCUGGUUUCAAUCGUGUCACCAUUUACGAAGCUCAAGAUUACAUUGGUGGAAGGAUUAAGUCAUUAAAACAUGAUGACAACUACCUUGAAUUGGGAGCUCAAUGGAUACAUGGACAAGAAGAUAAUGUAUUAUUUGAAAUGGCCUCCGAACAAGGCUUAAUUGCCUCAACUGAAGCAAGCGAAGGUGUUGGAUAUUUUUGUACCCAAAAUGGCCAUAAAAUUGACCCGAGCCUGGUUAAUCAAGUGAUCAUGUUUUUAGAUACAAUUAAAAUGUCUCUCUCCAAUGGUGAUUACAAACUCGACUAUCUCAGGAAUAAUGUUGAUGAAGAGAAAAAUUUAAAUAAUGUUUCAGUCGGAGAAAUUUUCAAGACUCGGUUUAAAAAAUGGAUGGAAAGCAAAAAAUUCAAAUCUCCUCAAGAUGGUGAACUUGUUCAAGGCAUUUUCAACUGGUUUAUGAAAUUUGAAAAAAUAGAUAAUUCAUGUACAUCUCUGGAUCAGCUGUCCAUAAUAUCUUAUUCACUCUAUCGAACAUGUGAAGGUGUUCCGCUCAAUAACUUCAAAUCCAGCUAUUCAUCUUUCAUAGAAUCACUACUAGAAUCUAUUCCUGAGGUAAUCAUCAAAAUCAAUUGUCCUGUAAAGCAAGUUAAAUAUCAUCCAACAUUGGAAAAUAAAGCCAGCCUGACUCUUGGAGAUGGAUCAACUGUUUAUGCAAAUCAUGUUAUCAUCACAAGCUCAAUUGGUUUCUUAAAACAUAACAUGGAUUCAUUUUUCGAACCGAAACUUCCUUUACAAAAGCGCCUUAUUAUCCAAACUAUGGGUUUUGGAACUGUGAAUAAAAUUUACCUUGUUUUUGAUGAAUCUUUUUGGCAACCCUGUGAUCUUGGAUUCCAAAUGGUUUGGUUGGAAGAGGAAAAAGCAAACUACUCUGAUCAAUAUCCACCAUGGGUCUAUGACAUCUCUGGAAUAGAUACUGUUGCUGGUCAACCUAAUGUUUUGGUUGGUUGGAUUGGUGGAAAAGGAGCUGAAUUGAUUGAAAAGGAAAGUGAUGAAACAUUACUUCGAGUUUUCCAUUCUUUAUUAACACGUUUCCUACCUUCAAUUGUCCAUAGAGAAAUACCUAAACCAAUCAAAAUUAUUCGAACAUCUUGGUAUUCAAAUAAAUAUGUUCGAGGAGCUUAUUCCAAUCGGACAGUUGCCUUUGCCAAGCUGAAUGUUUCGAUAGAUGAAUUGACAAAACCUCUCACCGUUUCAUAUCAACUUGAAAAUGAAAAAACAAAAUGUCGAGUUGAUUGGCCUUUAAUAUUAUUUGCCGGUGAAGCUACAGAUGAUAAAUUUUUCUCAACUGCCCAUGGAGCUCUUUCAUCUGGUAUAAGAGAAGCUUCACGAUUGAUACAAUUUUGGCAAAAAUAUCAAAUGAUUUAACGAACAACCUGAACAUCUUUCCAUACUUCCACUGAUUUUUGAUUGAAAUUUGGAUUAUAACUUAAAUAAUACAUCUUGACGAAAAAGCGAUGUAAUUAAUAUGCCCGAUUCAAAUACAGAAUAAAAUCUUUUUGUCCAAUUUA
This is a messenger RNA of Tetranychus urticae (two-spotted spider mite), 2191 nucleotides long. RefSeq names its product spermine oxidase. NCBI's taxonomy places the organism in Eukaryota, Metazoa, Arthropoda, Arachnida, Trombidiformes, Tetranychidae. The record is from RefSeq and is a predicted model, not a curated record. Gene Ontology annotation, molecular function: polyamine oxidase activity.